AGGCGGAAGAGGAGUCGCGGAUUAGCGGAGUGGGAAAAAAAAAGGGGCCCUUUCUCAGUUUCUGCGCGGAACACGCGGAGCGGAGAACCGAUCUGCCCACUCGUGGAACCCGCGGUUCGAUCCGCAGGGCGGAAGGAGACCGAGCGAGACGGAGGGAGAGAUGAGGCGGCGGACGGGCAGCUGAGCUGCUGAGCGGAGCGGAGCGGCGGCCAUUUCCUCGGCGCCGGGCCUUCGGGUGGGGACGGACUGGAGGACAUGGGGAGCCAGCAGGCAGCGGUAGAGCGGGGACAGAUCGUGGGUACACGGUGGACCCGGGGCUAGGGACGGGACGGGACGGGACGGGACGGGACGGGUUCGAGCGGAAGCAGACGGAGUGACCGCUCGCAGGCAGCACUUCGUCCGCAAAGGGAUCAACGCGGCCGAGAUUUAAUGAAGAAGAGCGAUGAUGAUGAUGAUGAUGAUGAUGAUGAUCUAGCGGGAUAACAGGCUCGUGUUCAGGCCACCUGCUCAGCUCUGCCAGAACCUUCCCAGCAUGCAGCGCUCCAUCGAGGGCAAUAGGGACGCGUCCCGUGGGAGCGUUGCCGGAGACUCCGACGCCUCCUUCAAAACGCAGCAGAGCAAGACCAAGGAGAAGAACGGCAGGGGGAGUCCAGCGAGCGACUCGGCCCGAACCAGGACGCAGGACCACGACCGCGACAGUGGCUCCUACAACUCGGAGGACUAUGAGAACGGCUCCCUCUCCCGCAGCUCGCUGUCAGGAAGCUCUCGCUCUUUGUCCCCCGGCCCUCGGACCGUGGGCCGAGCCAAACGGAUCUCCGGCAGCCCGUUGCUCAAAAGAGGCCUGCAGAAGGUAGGGUCCCGUCACCUGCGCCCAGGUGUGCCCGUGCAGCGGGGCGGCGUCCGCUCUCAGAGCUUGAACAAGGACCCGUCCCCGAAGGACCUGGACCUGGUCACCAAGCGCAUGCUGUCGGCCAGGCUCCUCAAGAUCAACGAGCUCAAGAACGAGCUGGCGGAGACGCAGCUGCGGCUGCAGCAGCUGCAGAAGGAGAACAAGGUGCUGCGGCAGCUGCAGCUCCGCCAGGAGAGGGCGUUGAACCGGUUCGAGGACACGGAGAGCGAGAUCACCCAGCUGAUCUCGCGGCACAGCGGCGAGGUGCACGUGCUGCGGGAGAGGCUGCGGCGCAGCCGGGAGCGGGAGAGGGACGCCGAAAGGCGCCUGCGGGACGCGCAGGACGAGCUGCACCGCUGCCGGACCGCCCUCCAGAAGCUGCGCCGGCUGGCGGAAGAUCGCCGCCUAGGGGAGAGGGAGGAACUGGCGCGUAAACUGGAGCAGGUGGAGGGUCGGCUCGGCGAGAGCGAGCGCAGAGUGAAGGAGCUGGAAAGGAGUUUGGAACUCAGCAGCAGCAGCUUCCAGCGGCAUUUGGCAGCAGAGAGGAAAAAGUCCCAUGAGUUCCAGACGGAAGUGAAGACCCUCAACGCGGAGCUCGAGCGACUCGGCCUCAAGCUCAAGGAAAAGGAGAAGGAGCUCGACACCCGCAACAUCUACGCCAACCGAAUGCGAGCGGCACCCAAGAGAGAUCCCGACAGUGCCGCUAAGAAAAGAGGUGGACCGGCCGCUGAGCUCCUCUCAGGAUCAACGAGGAGCACGACCAAAAGCGUGCAGACGGAGGACAGGAUGCUCUCCCUGGAGUUCCCCACACCACCCCCUGGCGUAGUGGACAGAGAAGAGGCCCCCCGAGGUGAUGACUACCUCUCCUUGAAGGAGGCUCCAGAGAGGGAGAAGAGGCCCAAGGCAGCAGACAGAGAGAGGCGAGAGGAGCGACACCAGGAACAUGAGGUCCUAGAGUUGGAGGAGAAGCCCAGAAAACUGAGAGGAGAUCUGACCUCCACCCCCCUGAUCGAAGCAACGUCCCGAGAACUGUCCAUUUUGGACCGCCUGAAGAAAGACGAUGGAGACAGGAGGAGGAAUGACUUCAUGCUCCACAAGGAGGAGGAAAAGAGGACUGUCCAAAACUGGCCUCAGGUGCAAGAGCGGGAAGAGGAGGAGCUCAGCAGGAAGGACCAUCUCCUGGCCAAGAUGCGAGAGAUCGAUGAGCAGGACCGGGACGCCCUGCUCAGGCCGUUGCCGACCUCACCGCGGCUCUCGGGGUCCAGGAACCAGAACGGGUCCGUCUUCGGCUUCACCGACCCUGGGGAGACCUUCCAGAACGGUGGUCGAGAGCCACCGAGGAAGGCGGAGCCUUUGGGGAGGCGGGGCCUGCUGGCGCUCGGUUCUAGCGAGGAGUUCAUGUUCGGCAGCUACGCUCCUUCGUUCGGCCGACCUGCGGGGAAGGCGGGGCCGCCCGGACCCCCGGGGGCGAGGGGCGAUGGGGCGGAGGAGAGACACAGGGAUGGCCCGGGUGUAGCCGCCCCUUCGGUGAAGGACAGGAAGUCUGCCCUGAUGCAGCAGCUCUUUGGCUCCAGCAGCAGCAUCAGUUCCAGUGCCGCCGGCUGCAGCAAGAUGGAGGUCCUGAGCACCCCCGGCGCCGUCCAGUCCGUCCUGGGCGAGAGCGGCAGGAAACGGGACGACUCGUUCCCAUUUGAUAGAGGCCAGGCAGCUGGUUGCGGCACGGGGGCCGAGAGUCGCGCGGCGCCGAGGACCGCGACCUCUUUCGACGACGAUGUCGAGGAAGUGACCCUUUAACCCAAGCUCAGGUCACAGCCUUCACCCUCUCGCGUAUCUCUCUUCACAUAUAUCCAGAAACGAUGAUUUAUGGAAGCAUUUCUCCGCCUGGUAGCGUUAGGCGGAAACGAGUAAGUUCAAUUUGAUAGAAACUGAUGCGUGUACAGUUUUUCUUACCGAAGGACGUUCGCACUCUUUGUCAGCUUCUUAGCGGUGAUGAAACGGCACGACCGUGUUUCUCACUAAGUGCCGAUGGCAGGAAAUUGCAGACGAUCCUGUCCGGGCCACUUCCCUCGCGAUGGCUGCGUGGCGAACGUGCGGAUGAAGCCCUGCGCCCCGCGGUCCCGCAACAACUCAGGAUCGCGGGAGGAUUCGGGGUCCAGCGGAGGGACCCGACCGCGUGGUCAGGGAGCCGGUUGGAGAAGUGAAGCCAAAUGCUAGUGGAGGUAAAUCAGAACCGUUAACUGAGUCCAUGGGUGAAUCCCAGAACAAGGAACACGCGGUAAACACUGUACUGUUACAGUAGUUCAGGCAGUUCCACGCCAAGCGGGAUGCUGCAUUUUUACGUUUCCACUUUGAAUACAACCUCCUUUUGAUGACGAAACACGUUUUGUAUUUUUUAUACAGCUCUGUGACUGAUUUAAGGAUAUGGGCUCAGUGAUGAAUUGGCCAGUUGAAGAAGUGAAUCACUAUGGUUUGGGCACUCUUGGAAUAGUACAGUAAUUUCACUUUGCCAAGUUUUCAUGCUUCUCCGAGAGGAGGCUGUAAAACAUUUUCGAUUUUAUUAUUUUGAGCGCUGUGACGGAAGGAGGAAAGGUUUAGUGUCAUAGCACAAUGUUAAUAGCAGUUUAAUUUUUAGCACAGCACUUAUAUUUGCAUUUUUCUUAGUAAAACAUUUUGCGUGAAGUACAAAAAAACAAUCAAAACGGAAAGAUUUAUAUUUACAAAUGUAUUUUAAAUAAUGACCGUAGCGAAAGACAACCUGGCAAUAUUAGUUUCUGUUGACAAAUGCACCUUUCUGUACCCUGAAUUGUACAUUGCUUUGGAGGAAAAACCCUGGCUAAACGAAUAAAUGUAAAGUAUGUCUGGAAAUAUCAUGUAAUGACUGAUACGGAAGAGAAAGCCCCAGAGAUGCACUUGUUUCGCCAAGGUACGGUCUCAGCCCCGACUCCAUCUACCCCCACUUUUGUUUCAUUUAGGGGUAUCCUACAAGAUAUAUACCUUUUUGCACUAAAUAUUUAUGAAGGAUUCAGGAAAGAAAACAUCAUUUA
Scleropages formosus (Asian bonytongue) is the source of this 3933-nucleotide messenger RNA. It is a transcript of the gene lca5, whose product is annotated as lebercilin LCA5. The record is from RefSeq and is a predicted model, not a curated record. Gene Ontology annotation, cellular component: axoneme. Lineage: Eukaryota; Metazoa; Chordata; Actinopteri; Osteoglossiformes; Osteoglossidae. The transcript is spliced from 9 exons. Gene Ontology annotation, biological process: intraciliary transport. Bases 533 to 2683 code for a protein of 716 amino acids.